UUAAUUACAAUAUUUUUUUGUAUUAUAUUUCACAAUUGGUUAUAGCUUUAUUACAAUAUUUCUUCUAAUAAUUAUUUUGCAAUAAAUUCUGAAUUGUAAAAUCAUAUUUAACAAUAAAUACACAACAGGACGAUAAUUAUGUUGUUUUAAUGAGUGAACGCGAGCGGUGACACAGUACAGCGGUGUCGCGUACAGGAUCGUGCGUAUUUUCCUCAACGGCGAGAACAAAGGGACCUUAUUUGCGAAUUUAUUUAACACUUUCCAACGACCGACAUACCAGCCUGUUGAUCUAGACACGUGAAUGGUGCAUAUGUGAAAACGAGACGAUGCGAGAGAUCGCGGCGCGCGUGUAAAAAAAUCGAAUGCAAAAAUGAUUAAAAGGAACGGUGAUAAUGUAUUUGCGAUCGCGUCGAGCAACAAUCAGUGUCAAGGCGGCCGGAGCUCUGUCUCGCUCUGUCCCGGCGCGGCCACGAGGAUCCCGCGAGCCACUGCCGCUAGAAUGACGCAGCCUGACGCGCAUCAAAACACUAAAGAGACGAACAUCGCUCUUUCGACUUACGUUGAAAAGUGGAAAAACAGAUACGAAGAAGCGGAGAGGAAGCACAAAACCUACCUCCUCAAAUCCGAAAAAGCAAAACGGGAGCAUGACGACUUGCAGCGAAGGUACAACAUCGUCACUGAAGAGCGGAACCACCUGGAAGCUGAGCUCAAUGAUAGGGAGAAAGAGCUCAACAAGCUGCGUGCUGUGUCGGAGAAGCUGUUCAAAGAGUACCAGCAGCUCAAAAACCAGCAUGAAAUCGAUACUGGUGUUAUGCAAAAGGUUAUGCAGCAAGCUGGCGAGUGGUACAAACAGAACAAACAGCUGAAGAGACGAAGCACUGCCCUUCUUCACGCCCUGCCGGCCACCGCUGUCGACAUUGACCUUACCGAUGCAACUGACACGGCGUCGGACGCGAGCAGCAACGAGGAGGUGGAGUUCCUGAAGCGCACGGUGGGCGAGCUGUCGGCGCGGGUGGGCGCGCUGCAGGCCGACGCCGGCGCCGCGCGCCUGGCCGAGUUCGAGGCGCACGAGGCCAACGUGCAGCUCGCGCAGGAUCUCGAAGUAGAAAGAGAGAAAUGCAGCAAACAGGAGAAAGAAUUGCAUGACCUGAGGAACCAGCUCGAGAGACACAACCGCGUCUCCAAGCUGCUGAUGGAGGAGAUGGGCGCGCUCAAGGACAACGCAGACAAGGACAGGCAGAUGGCGGAAACAUACAAAUCUGAGGCCCGCGACGCGAAGAAGCGCGCGAAGGUGUUGGCUCACCAGAGCGCUCUGCUGAUGGGGGAACUGGACACCGACGAGCGACUCGGCCUGCUGCUGGCCGAGGUGGACAGUCUGCGGGACGCGCUGGAGAACCAGCUCUGCAGGCACAAGGAACAGCUCGAGGACUUGCAGUUAAAAUUAGCGGAGAAACACGAAGACACAGACAUUCUGUUAUGGGAGGAGAAGAUAAAACUAGCGGAAGAAGACGCGCAGAAAGCGUUAGAGCGAGCGGAGAGGGCGGAGAAGAAGCUCGCUGAGCUGGAGAGGAAUAGACCUCAGAAGAAGUCCAACCUCAUGUCGAGGAUAAGCUACUUUGAAAAUGGAGGGAACGAGAAGAAAGAGGAGACGAUCAGAGAAGUCAAAGAGGAAGCGCCAGAGAUAGUAGAAGAGCUGAUUAUUGAUCCAGCAGUAGAGCGUCCCCCGCCCCCCGCGCCGAGCCCGUCGCCGCCCCCGCCCCCCGCGCCGCCCGCGCCCCCCGCGCCGCCCUCGUGCGCGCCCCCUCCGCCCCCUCCGCCCCCGCCGCCGCCGCCGCCGCUCCCCACUCCGGCUGCAGCCAACACGUCGGCGGCGGAGGCGAUGGCGGACCUGCUCGCCAGCAAGGGAGCCACGUUGAGGAAGACGAAGCAAAACGGAGGUGGAGCAAUAGACGCGAUAGUAGAUCAGAUAAAGGGCGGAAAGUUCCACCUGAAGUCGACGGACCAGAACUUCAUGGAGAAGAAGCCGAAGGACGAUCAGCCGGAAGCGGUCAAAGAGAUGUUGCAAAUACUCGGCACGUUGAGAAAGAGGCGGAACGUCAACCGGCCGAACAUUGUCGCCAGCGAACAGGCACCCUGAACAUCGGCGGUAGGAGAUUGUCAGGAAAAUUAUUUUUGGCAGAAUAGUGCAGAGCAAAGUCUUAGUUAGAUUUUUUAUAUCUAGAAAAUUACACAUCAGUCUCUGGUCCAGUAAAUAAUUACUAUGGAAUUUAUUAUAAACAAAACAUUUUUUAAAUUUAUAUAGAAACGUUUUUUGACGACAUUUUUAAUCUGUAAAAUUAAAACAAAUGUUAAAAAACUUACAUAUAAAUUAUCGUAAUUCCAGAUUAUGGUGAAUAUGCUUUCCAAAUCUUGUUUCAACAUUGAAUUGAAAAAUCUUAAUAUUUAAAUAUACAAAAUUAUAUAAUGUUAGAAUAAUUGCAUUUUUGGAGAUAAACAUAGCCUUAUUUUAAGUUAGCUCAUGAUGUAUAUGAAAAAACGACUGUAUUUCAAAUAAAAACUUAACUAUGUUCAAUAUCAAUGAAAUCAAGAUUGAACCACCUCGCCGCUAUUCGGAUUAUGUAUAUUGAAGACUAACUAAUCUUGAAGUCGGUUAUAAAUAUCGAAAUCGGAUCUCGCUAGUAUUUUUCAAAUCUUUCAUUAAGUCUAGAAAGUUCACUUUCUGUCAAGGCAUUGACAAGCGGUAUCAUGGUGGUGACUACCCAGAGUUGACCGUCGCGGGUAGAUUGUUUUUAUUGAUUAUAGUCAAUAUAUUACGGAACUCAAUACUACAUAUAAUUAUUAAGUUUAAAUAAACGAGGUAUUGUCUCUGUGUAGCAUAAACUAUCUCCUUCGAAUGUAGGUAUAAAUUAAAAAAUAUAAAUAUAUUUUAUUAUAACUUUUGUUUAUGAAUUUUUUUUUUAAAUUUUAAUAAUCUAGCUUAAAAUAUACGAGGUCAUAACCAAUAUUUUAUAUACAUUUUAUGUAAAUUGAUAACUUAAAUGGAUUUAUUUUAAAUAUAUGUAAAGUAAUAUGGCGGAUUUUAAAUAAAAAAAAUUAACAUUUAUUAACUGCUAUUAUAAUGCUCAUAUAUUUGUAUGUCGACUCUUUUACUGUGACUGAUGUUAAAUAUAAUAUUGACCUAUUUUUUAAAGUUGCCUUUAAUGCAAGUAUUUUAUAUGAUAAAGAGAAUAUUUUUCGAACAAAUUAACAAAACGUUUGGUCUAUUUCAAUAUAUUAUAUACAGGCUAAAUAUAUAUAUAUAUAAAUAUAUUAUAUUACAAAAUAUCAAUAACAUAUAUAAAUAGUCAUUGGAAUAUCUGUUAAGGAAACAUAAUGACAGUUGAUAUAUAUAUAUAAAAAAACAAAUUUGUGCUACAAUUCUAUUGAAAUAGAUCAUAGUUCGUUGAUUAUAAACUAGUUGAUAAGAAUACGAUUGAAAUUGUGAUAUUUUAUAAAUAAAAUGUAUUAAAGUAAUGAAAGUUUUAACGACGCCAUUAUAAUAAAUAAUGAUUUCUAAACUGUUGAUAUGAUGUGCCUUACAUACAUUUAACGUUUCAGAACGAACUGUCGAAAUGAGACAAUUAUUUUAUACGAUUAUCGUCUUUAAGUAGUUAAUAUUAAGAUUGAAAUUAAAUUGUAAGGUUGCAGAAUUAAACACGAUAAGUGAUUUAAAUUCUAGUUCAUGUGUGGUCAGUUGGGAAAUGUGGAAUGUUAACUUGAAAGUAGUGCUGUCUCGUUCGUCGAAUGUCGAAUCAAUUAUGAGAGGAAGAGAGAAAUCUAUGUUUAAAAUGCUAAAUGAUUAAUGACAAAUAAAAAAAAUGUAAUUUAUUGUGUAAGUUUUAUUGUAUAGAUAUUUAUUAAUAAACGUUGUUUAGCGAGUGUGAGUUAUACAAUGCUAUCUUCUUCUUUCUAAUGUUAAGUCAAUAAUGAUAGAAAGGGAUAAAUGAGUUUCUUUUCACUAAACAGUCGCUAAGCAACUUUUAUAAAUAAGACCGUCAAAGUUUUUAUUUUCUGUAUUGUGUGAUUAAUCUUUCAGCAAAAAUAACUUUCAAAUUAAUAAAAAGGUUCCAUCGAAGUUUUAUAUACAUUUCUAAAUAAAUAAUAAAUUGUUGAAAAUUAUAUCUGUAUUUAAAGAAUGUGAUAUCAAAAUAAGUAUUUGAAAUUUUCAAACUUGCAUUAAUUUUUUUUGGAGAAGUUCCUUAUGUUACACUCCGGAUACAUAGACGAGUAUAUAUGUAGUAUUUUAUUACCAUUUCUCAUUACUUACUCUCAAAUGUAAUAAUAUUGACAGAGAAAGGAACUUCCUUCUCAACUCCCACAUUUGUUUUUAAUAUAAUUGGAAUUAUAUUGCAUCGAUGCUGUACUAUUGUUAUUAGUCUUUGUAUAUACAAAUAUACUAUUAACUAUUAACAUAUUAAUUGUCACCAAGUUGACUGUCAUAGACCUUGCUCACACACAGCCUGGGGGCGGAUUGAUAAUAUCGUAUGAAAUAUAUCGAGAUGAGUUUUAGACAAUUUUUAGUACUUUUCAUAGUUUUGACAUAUUCCUAACAUAUAAGACAUCCUUGAGACUUUAUCCUCUUACAAACAUAUUUAAUGAUAUAUGUUUAAAAAAAAUUCUAAAUAAUAUUGAUCAUAAAGUACCUUCUGGGACGAUUUCUGGUUGUGAAUGUUUGGAAAUGAGCUGAAAUGAUAUUAUUGUUGACGUCACGGGCCGCACGUCUCACGCCUGGCCGUUAGUUACCGUCGGUGCCAUUGAUAAAUUCUAUGGUAUUAGCAUUUUAAAGUAUUACUAGUUCUAGAGUUAAGGAUAAAUAAAUAAUAUCGACAAUU
This is a messenger RNA of Nymphalis io (European peacock), 4871 nucleotides long. RefSeq names its product shootin-1-like. The coding region runs from base 371 to 2137 and encodes 588 amino acids. Lineage: Eukaryota; Metazoa; Arthropoda; Insecta; Lepidoptera; Nymphalidae. The record is from RefSeq and is a predicted model, not a curated record. The transcript has 10 exons.